Molecule: messenger RNA, 1239 nt
Organism: Drosophila takahashii
Lineage: Eukaryota; Metazoa; Arthropoda; Insecta; Diptera; Drosophilidae
Gene: Gr58c
Product: Gustatory receptor 58c
Biological process (GO): male courtship behavior; chemosensory behavior; sensory perception of taste
Cellular component (GO): membrane; dendrite; neuronal cell body
Molecular function (GO): sweet taste receptor activity
Source: RefSeq, a predicted model, not a curated record
AUGGUUCAAAUAUCCCUCCUACGCAUUUACUUUGAAGUGAGUCGCUUGAUAGGACUAUGCAAUCUGCACUACGAUUCCCGGAACUAUCGCUUUAUCCUCUACCACGUGCCCACGGUGACCUACUGCCUCAUCCUGAAUGUGGCCUAUCUUUUGAUCCUGCCCUUUGCCUUGGCCCUCCUAACGGGCAAUGUAUACAAGUGCAAGAAUAUGGGAAUGUUUGGGGCGGUCUAUAAUGUGGUGGCUCUGACCAAACUCCUGACCAUGCUGCUCUUAAUGUUCAGUGUUUGGGCGAAGAGACGUCGGUUGCAUAAGCUGGGAAAUGAUCUGAUGAAAAUGCUGCACAAAUUUCGGUUUGCCUUGGGAAACGAUUGCAGGAGAAGAUGUCUGUGCAAAGUUUUGCUAACCAGUUCUCGAUUUGUGCUCCUCACACAGCAGCUAAUAACACGAGACUCCUUGGUCGAGUGUGAGAAUGAGUCCAGUUUCAGGAGAGCUAUGGUUCCAUACUUUAUGGCAUCCGUAGUUUACGCUUUGAUCUUGAUUCUACUAAUGAGCUAUGUGGAUUUGACGGUCUACAUGAUCGAGGUAGCUGGGAAUUGGCUGCUGGGAAACAUGUCGCAGAGUGUUCAGGAAAUGAUUCAGGAUCUGGAGGCCUUGCCCAAACGAAAGGGAAUUCUUCGAGAGAUGGGCUUGAGGCAAAUUCUUCCCGCCUGGCGAAAACUUUGGAGGCACUGCCUUCAUCUCGAUGAGGUCCUCAACCAGAUUGUUGAUAUCUUUCAAUGGCAGCUACUCUUCAACUUGCUCACCACUUAUAUCUCCAAUAUAACCAUUCUGUUUCGAUUGUGGAUUUACCUGGAAUUUGACCAAACUUUUCACAUUUGGAAGGCCAUUUUAUUUGCUAUUCUAUUUCUCACUCAUCACGCCGAGGUCGUAAUGCAGUUUUCCAUCUUUGAGAUCAAUCGGAGGAAGUGGUUGGAGCUGCUAGGACGUGUGGUAAAACUUUGGGACGAUAAUUUUCCGGGUAGUAAAUAUAAAACCGGUAAAGGAAUGAUAUUGUCCAGACAGUUGGAGUUUUCGAUUUUGUAUCUCAACCGCAAGCUGCAACUGAAUCCACAACGUGUGAGACGCCUUCACAUCGUUGGAUUCUUUGAUCUGAGUAAUUCAACAGUUCAUAAAAUGUCCAGUAACAUAAUAACCAAUGUUUUGGUUCUGUGUCAGAUUGCCUACAAAAUAUAUGGUUAA